This is a messenger RNA of Beauveria bassiana ARSEF 2860, 1194 nucleotides long. RefSeq names its product calcineurin-like phosphoesterase. Bases 1 to 1194 code for a protein of 397 amino acids. The record is from RefSeq and is a predicted model, not a curated record. Gene Ontology annotation, cellular component: cytoplasm. NCBI's taxonomy places the organism in Eukaryota, Fungi, Ascomycota, Sordariomycetes, Hypocreales, Cordycipitaceae. Gene Ontology annotation, molecular function: hydrolase activity, acting on ester bonds. The transcript is spliced from 2 exons.
AUGCAUCAAUCCGUUAUUCUGGCGCUCGCCAUGGCCGCUGCCGCCCAGGGCGCAGUUGACAACUCGAAGCUCGAUCCUCUGCGCUUCCGACAAGACGGCACGUUUCACAUUUCCGUCUUUUCAGAUCUGCACAUGGGCAUGUAUGCCAACGUCCCACGUGGUCCAAAGCAAGAUGCCAAGUCCGUCUCCGUCAUGGCGUCGGUGCUCGACAUGGAAAGGCCCGACUUUGCCGUCAUCAACGGGGACCUGAUCAACGGCGACAGCACCCGCGCCGACAACAGCACGCGCUACCUCGACCAGAUUGUCCAGCCGCUCGUCGACCGCAACCUCACCUGGGGCUCGACGUACGGCAACCACGACCACCAGCCCAACCUGUCGGGCGAGCUGCUCCUCGCGCGCGAGCAGACCUUUUCCGGCGCCCGCACGCAGAGCAUGGUGCCCGGCGCGGCCGCCGGCAGCACAAACUACUACCUGCCCGUCUACUCGGCGAGCUGCAAGGAUGUCCGCUGCUGCGCGCCCAAGCUACUCCUCUGGUUCUUUGACAGCCGCGGCGGCUACUACUACCAGCAGCGCGACCGCCUCGGCCGCGCCGUGCACCAUCCCAACUGGGUCGACGAGAGCGUGGUGCAGUGGUUCGCGGCCACGAGCGCCGGCUUGCGGACGCGCUACGGGCGCGUCAUCCCCUCGCUGGGCUUUGUGCAUAUUCCCGCCUACGCGUCGGUCGAGCUGCAGAACAAGGGCGUGCACCCCAACCGCCAACCGGGCAUCAACGACGAAAAGGCUAGCCCGCAGGCGCAGGGGUGGUGUGAGGGCGGCGCCCACGAGUGCCCGUAUGGCAAGCAGGACACGGCGUUUAUGAAGGCCAUUGCCGCAGUCGACGGCAUGAUGGCGCUCUUCUCCGGCCAUGACCACGCCAACUCGUGGUGCUACAAGUGGGACGGCGAGCUCCCCGGCGUCGAGGCCAAGGGCAACGGCAUCAACCUGUGCUACGGCCAGCACACAGGCUACGGCGGCUAUGGAGACUGGAUCCGUGGCUCGCGAGAGAUUUUCGUGUCCCUUGACAAGCUUCGUGACCUGACCAUUGACUCGCAUAUUCGCACCGAGCUAGGCCAGGUCAUUGGUGCCGUCUCACUGAAUGCCACGUACGGCCAGGACUCGUAUCCCGCGUCGCCCAACGACAAGACAUACCUGUAA